This is a messenger RNA of Ambispora gerdemannii, 154 nucleotides long. The record is from the annotation of a GenBank genome assembly. NCBI's taxonomy places the organism in Eukaryota, Fungi, Glomeromycota, Glomeromycetes, Archaeosporales, Ambisporaceae.
AAACGGAGAUGACUAUAGAAAAAAAUCAACUAUUAAUGAAUGAGUUAUUUGAAAGAGCUAGAGAUCGAUAUUAUAGCUUGGUGAAUCGAGAUAAUACAGAAGAAGUGGUAAAAUUUGUUACAAAUUUAGGAGAGGCUUUAGAGUCUAUUCUCGA